Messenger RNA from Dendrobium catenatum, 1171 nucleotides. Its product is annotated as probable E3 ubiquitin-protein ligase RHC2A. The record is from RefSeq and is a predicted model, not a curated record. Lineage: Eukaryota; Viridiplantae; Streptophyta; Magnoliopsida; Asparagales; Orchidaceae. The transcript is spliced from 2 exons. Bases 29 to 853 code for a protein of 274 amino acids. Gene Ontology annotation, molecular function: ubiquitin protein ligase activity.
ACGCCAUCAGCGAACCCACUAAUAACUAAUGAAAAAGAAAUCCAUUUUCACCACGCGAUGGCUGCUCCACUCUGAAUCCUCAGUCCAACCUACGCAGAGCCGCGAAGGACGGAAGGAGGCUUCCGCUCGCUUCUUCUCAAUGUCCUCCUCAGCCCCCUCCCCUCAUCCCCCCUGCUCCACCUCCGCCUCCUCCCGCCUCCACCCCCUCACCUUCUGGUGCCACGAAUGCGAUAUGAGCGUUUCCCUCCUCCCCUCCCCUUCCCCUCUCCCUUGUCCUCAUUGUCGCCGCUUCGACUCCCUCCUCCCUCUCGACUCCAUCUCUCCUUUCUCUCUCUCUCCCUUCUUUCCCUCCCAACACUCUCCGGAUCUCCCGUCCCCAAACCCUACCCCCGAUUCCGCCCCCGAUGACUCCAUCGCCGCCAUCCCCAGCGUAGAGAUCGCCGAAACGGCCGCCGUUUGCGCCAUCUGCAAGGACGACCUCCCUCGAGGAUCCUUAGCUCGUCGCCUCCCUUGUUCCCAUCACUACCACUCCGACUGCAUCGUGCCCUGGCUUUCGCUCCGUAAUUCUUGCCCUCUUUGCCGCUCCGCGAUUCCAUGCUCCCGCCGCCCCCGCGCACAGCGGUUCCGCAUCCGCGUGUUGGAACCCGAUGAUGUCGAUGUAGAUGCCUCGUUCCGCCAGAUCGAGGUCUCGCCAACGCAGAUGGGUCUAGAGGAGACGGGAUCGAUGGACCCGGCGAAUAGCGGGGAGACGGUUACUUCAGAAUGGCCCGUGGGCAGGGGGUGGGCUUUUGAACAGGAAGAUGAGUUAACUGAUGUGAUAAUGUCGGAUGUUUGGGAUGAUUUGUUCGCUUGAAUUGGAGGAUUUGUUAGAGCAAAGACUGCUUUGUUUGCUAAGUGUUGGCUUUGUUUCCCUCUGUAAUCCACAACUGUUGGAUGGAGAAAAUGUUGUCACAUGUUCCCGGCAAGAGUUCUGUUUUCCAUAUGAGUGAUUCGCAAAAAACUUUUAUCCAUUCAUAUUUUUAAUUUUAUCGAUGGUUAUUGUAUUAGUGUCCAUCUAGUUUUACUGUGCCAGCUUUCAUUUUGAAGAGGAGCAUGCAUUAUUAAGUUGUAUGUAUGGCCUGCAAAGUUAUAAUUAAUAUGAGUGUACCCUCAUGUACUUAAUUUUUUAUUC